This is a messenger RNA of Haliotis rufescens (red abalone), 4835 nucleotides long. RefSeq names its product aminopeptidase Ey-like. The record is from RefSeq and is a predicted model, not a curated record. Gene Ontology annotation, biological process: proteolysis; peptide catabolic process. NCBI's taxonomy places the organism in Eukaryota, Metazoa, Mollusca, Gastropoda, Lepetellida, Haliotidae. Gene Ontology annotation, cellular component: cytoplasm. Gene Ontology annotation, molecular function: metalloaminopeptidase activity; peptide binding; zinc ion binding. The transcript has 22 exons. Bases 153 to 3209 code for a protein of 1018 amino acids.
AUGUAUUUACAAGCGUGUCCUCCGUGACUGAAGUACCCAUAAUUCACAGCCGAUAUAUUAACGCUCACGCUCGUCCAAAAUCUAAACCACUGUCCAACGACGAGGGACACCCAGGGUAGGGUAUUUAGGAGUUAAUCAGGGCGCCGCACAACAUGGCGUUCAAGAACAGUUUUUCUCUGGACUCUGAGAGCAGUUCGUCAGGGGGCAGAAGCUCCGGGUGCUUUGUGUCAGCAGUCCAUGGCUUCAUAUUGCUGCUGUUGGGUGUGGCCAUUGCUGUCGGCGUGGGAGUCCUAGUACACUUCGCGGGGGGUCGGGAGUUGGUGUGUCAGUGUGGUCAGGCCUCGACCCCAACCCAGAGUCCGGAGGCCAUCAGACAGAUGUGUACUGACAUGGUCAAAGAGGGCACUGGACAGGAAAUAUGUGACGUGUGUCCUGCUGACCCCACCGUGACGACAAACAGUCCAGUUUCCGAGGCUACACUCACGACGACAGCACCAACACCAACACCACCACCAACAACAGAGGCACCUACAGACUACCGUCUUCCCAUAACUGUGCGACCGUAUCUGUACACGUUGGCUCUCCAGCCCAACAUCUAUGGCUUGGACAAUGGGAUAUUUGAUUUCAAUGGCUCUGUCUCAAUUGCAACGGUAGCUGAAGUCGCUGCCAGUACCAUCACGUUGCACGCCUAUCCUACACUCAACAUCGACAAGACAACAAUUCAGGUGAGAGACUUGGACACAUCAGCCAGUGUAACUGUACAGGGCACAUCUUAUGAAUCUCUGAGGCACUUCUUUGUCCUGCAUCUGUCAGUGGCACUGACCAUUGGGCGCCACUAUGAGAUAUCCAUGGCCUUUAACGGCCCCCUGUCUCAGACUGGAACUGGCCUGUAUCUCAGCGUGUAUGAAGAGGAUGGAAAGAACGUUUACCUGGCAACGACCCAAUUUGAGGCGCCACAUGCGCGUGAAGCGUUCCCUUGCUUUGAUGAACCUGCUCUGAAGGCUCAGUUUGACAUCACUCUGGUGCGACAGCAUGGCGGGGAAAGGAACUACACCUCACUCACAAACACUCCCCUAAAGUCAUCUGGAACGCCACAGAAUGGCAUGGUAGCUGACGUGUAUGAGCGGACUGAGGUCAUGCCUACCUACCUCUUGGCGUUCAUAGUGUGCGACUACGAGUAUGUGGAGACCAACGUCAGCAAUGUUCUGUAUCGAACAUGGGCGAUGCCAAAGAGGUUGCAGUAUACGGAAGCUGCACAACGCCAUGGGAUCGCGGUCUUUGAGCGGUAUACACAAUACUUUACGCCAGCAUAUGUCUUUACAAAAUUGGACAACAUCGCCAUCCCAGACUUCAACGCUGGAGCCAUGGAGAACUGGGGUCUCAUUACCUACAGGGAGACUCUACUCUAUGAACCUGGGGUCUCCUCAGCAUCCGAUGAGAACUGGAUAGCGGAGGUCAUCUCUCAUGAGAUUGCUCACCAGUGGUUCGGUAACCUAGUAUCUCCCAAAUGGUGGAACUGGCUGUGGCUGAACGAGGCCUUCGCUUCCUUCUGGGACUACCACAUCGUGGGGGAGAUCUACCCUACGUGGAGGAAGCUUGACGUCCACGUAUCAGCUAGUGUCCAUGGUGCCCUGUCAUCGGACAGUCUGAGGACGUCCCACCCUCUCACAGCUGACGUCAUGACCCCCGGGGAUAUCAGCGCAAUAUUUGAUACCAUCACCUACACAAAGGGUUCUGCUAUCAUCCGGAUGAUGCAUCUCGCCAUGGGCCAGGACAUCUUCAUCCUUGGUCUUAAUCGUUAUCUGGAAGCAAAUAAAUUUGGCAACGCAGAACAUCAGGAUUUAUGGGAUGCUCUCAGUGCGCAAGCCACUGAGAGUAACCUCAACUUGAACAUGACCGAGGUCAUGGACCCCUGGGUAACGCAGAUGAACUAUCCUGUGGUCAACGUCGUCGUGACGGCAGGUGCAGUAACAUUCACUCAACAACGAUUCCUCGUUUCUGGAGCAGAAGAUGCCAGUCAAGAUGUCGGCACAUACGGCUACAAGUGGACGAUUCCUGUCACGUUCACCGUCAGCUACAACGUUAACUUCACCGAAGAAUACGCAUAUGACAACAUCCACUACAUGAAAGUUAACGAAGACUCAAUGGAGCUGCCUGUCAAUGUCUCGACUGGUGGCUGGAUCAUUGUCAACAUUCAGCAGUGCGGCUUCUACCGCGUCAACUACGACGCGACGACGUGGAAUAACAUCAUAGCCUUCUUAAGUAGCGACCACGAGAAAAUACAUCCGAUAAAUCGCGCGCAGAUCAUUAACGAUGCAUGGAACCUGGCAAAGGCAGGCCUGCUAGAUCAGUCUGUUGCCCUGAAGACAGUCAAUCACCUCAGCAGGGAUCUGGAUUACGCCCCUUGGCGAGCCUUUAUCCGGGAACUUGGCUACGUACAAAAUAUGUUGGAGCGGACUUCACUGUUUGGACUGUUUGAGGAAUUCAUGAAAAAUACAGUUGCCACUCCGUAUUCUUUACUUGGAACCAAUAUUACAGAGGCGAUGCCCCCAGUAGACAAGAUUGAAAUUGCUCAGAUAGUGUCUUUGGCCUGUGACUAUGACUACCAAGAGUGCGUGGACACGGCUGUGAGGUCUCUGGACGAGUGGAUGGCCGACCAGUCCGUGAACAGCAUAUAUCCGGACCUGCGCAGUACGUUCUACUGCACAGCAGUUAGACACGGAGAUCUGGCACACUGGGACUUUGUCUAUGAGAGAUAUCACACGGAGCAGACCAGCUCGGAGAAGACAAGUCUGAGACAGGCUCUGUCCUGCACCAGAGAACCCUGGCUACUGCAGAGGUUGCUGGACAUGUCGGUGAACGCAAGCGAGGUUCGACCCCAGGACGCUCGGACUACCAUCACCUAUGUGGCAAACAGCCGGUGGGGACGGGACCUGGCAUGGAACUUCGUCACUCACAACUAUGCACAUCUUAGCGACGUAAUAAAGUCCGUUUCUGGAAUGUCGAGCCUCAUCCCCGAUAUCACCGUCAAAUUCAACACCGAACAGGAAUACAAAAAGGUUCAGGACUUCAUGGACAGUGGUGAGGACGUAUCUGGGGCCGCCUCAGCGUUUACUCAGGUUUUGGACAGAACCAGGACCAACAUUGACUGGCUGAGGAAGAACUAUGAUAUCUUCCAGGACUGGCUGCAGACUGCGCCAAGAAACUAGAACACUCUGACUCAAACGUUGUGUAGAUAUAUAUUGAAGGCUAUUAUCACGGAUCAACAUUGACAGGCCGAGGACCAACUACGAGAUCUUCAAGAACUGGAUCCAAAGCCAGACACUGAACUAAUGCUUUCUGAAUCCAACUCAUCCUCAACCAUCCAGGGUAUUAUGAUAAAUACACUGGAGCCAUUCGCCACCACAGCAUCCCAUUGAAUUCAGUACGAAUGACACGACGUUCCAAAUUAAUCGCUCUUUCAUGAUUGUGUCAAUGUUGAUGUUGAUGUAUAAGGGGAUGCACUUCAUUUUUGAUAAUGAUUGAUGAAGUAGAGAUGUCGUUCAGGUAGAGAUUGUUUUUAUAUAGAUACAGUAAACGACGGUUAUAACGAACUCAAAGGGACUAAUAUCAUUUGUUCGUUAUAUCCAUAGUUCGUUAUAAGCGUUUCAACUUAAAGUUAUCGCAAAUGGCCUGGACCAAAAACAAUAGUUCGUUAUAUCCGUCACUUCGUUAUAAGCGUGUUCGUUAUAAAGGUAGUUUACUGUAUACAUACAUUCGAGUAUACAGAAUAUACAUGGUGUUCUUUAAUACAUAGCUGCAACGGUUCGAUUCACCUUUGUGCUUGAGCAGUACCAGGGCCUAAUGUCCGGACUCUGUUUUCGAGCUCUUUAGCUUUUUCUCUAUCGAUCCAUAGUUGGUUGGUUGGUUUGUUGUUUACGCCGCACUCAGCAAUAUUCCAGCUAUAUGACGGCGGUCUGUAAUUAAUCGAAUCUGGAACAGACAAUCCAGUGAUUAAUAUCAUGAUCAUCGAUCCACGUAAUUGGAAUCGAUGACAUGCAUCAACCAAGUCAGCGAGUCUGACCACCCGAUCCCGUUAGUCGCCUCUUACAACAAGCAUAGUCGCCUCUUAUCGCAAGCAUGGGUUGCUGAAGACCUAUUCUACCCCGGGUCUUCACGGGUGUACUCCAUGGGGGUAAUAUUUAUGUACUGAUGGUGGUAAUCCACAACUCUGAUUUCAUGGGCAACACAACAUAGAUCUUAACAGUCAGUCUUAAAAAUUAGUACAUUAAAAAUAGAAACAAGCGGCGAAUUUACCAGUAUUCGACUUCAUAUGCGUGUGGUCGCCUUCACAACCAUCUUAUUCCACAAAACCUUCCAUGUCGUAGUAUUCAGGAAAUCAUCCACUCAAGAUAUAAAUAUGUUAUAACAGUGUCUUGAUUCAGUUAUAUACAUCGAGGACUCGCUCGGACGAUGCAGUGAUUUUGAAUUUAGAUGUAUGCCCAACUUUGAUUGGUUGUUUCACGCUCAUGCGCUGGAGAAAUUAUGUGACCCAGUUCUAUGAGUGAGUGAGUUUGGUUUUACGCCGCUUUUAGCAAUAUUCCAGCAAUAUCACGGCGGGGGAGACCAGAAAUGGGCUUCACACAUUGUACCCAUGUCGGGAAUCGAACCCAGGUCUUCGGCGUGACGAGCGAACGCUUUAACUACUAGGCUACCCGACCGCCCCUCUAUGAGAGAUGGAGCCUCCGGAUGAAGCGGUGAAUGCGUUUAGCAUGUUAUAACAUAAUAGAAUUGGGAUAUAUAAUUCACUUGAUAGACUUGCUUCAGGCGCUUUUGAAUAAAGAGAGAAGAAACUA